GAAAUCUUCAAACUAUUUCGAGGUUUUACCAGAGAAUCUACUUGAAGUCCUUGGAAAAUGAAGCGAACUCUCCUGAUUAUGUCCAUAGUUAUUUGUGGCCUAGCUGAUGUGAAGGCACUAAACUGUCAGGAGUGCCUAACGGAUAACGAAGUGUAUUGUGUAGACCAAACUUCCUAUAGGAAUUGCAUCAAAAGUAAACCUUUUGGCAACGUGAUCAGCUGCCCCACCGAUACCGUUUGCACAAAUUCCAAAAAUGUUUGUGUGAAAAGUUCUGAGCUACCAGACUCUAUAGUCGAUGUCUGUGGAGCCUCCGGUGGAAAUGAAUGUGCAACGUGCACCAAUCAAAAUUAUGCUUGCGUUAGCAAAAAUCAAUUUAUAAGAUGCGAUGGAUCGAGUUUGGUGGACUCCAACAUCUAUGAGUGCGAUACUGAUGAGAUUUGCAGUUCGGAAGCUCUUGAACAGUUCGACAACAUAUGUGCGCCUUCGUGUGUUCUUGAUUUUCUCAGCUUGAGAGCCACUUGCAGCAACAGUGAAUACACGACCACAACUACCGCAGCUCCGACAACUGUCACACCCAGUAUAGAUCAGAAAAAGAAAGCCUGCGAUGAAGCAAAUAAAGAACUUGAAAUACCUGAAGGCACCAUGUACUUCUUUACGAUCUACAAAGAGGAUACUUCCUGUCACACUUAUCUCUACUGCCAGAAAAAUUCAACCACAUGGGACACCGCUUAUUUAUCCUGCGAACAACCCAAGCCAUAUUUCGAUUCAACUGCCAGCCUCUGCGUAGCGACGAAACCGUCUGGAUGCUCCUAAAUCGGAUAAUCCUUUGUUUGCAGAACAUACAUAUAUCAUUAGACGAUCUUUAAGUUUGAAUUUUCAGCUUCAGCACCUUUAAAUAAUAUAUUAUGGGAUUUGGGCAUUA
Molecule: messenger RNA, 922 nt
Organism: Drosophila santomea
Lineage: Eukaryota; Metazoa; Arthropoda; Insecta; Diptera; Drosophilidae
Exons: 3
Coding region: 58-813 (251 amino acids)
Source: RefSeq, a predicted model, not a curated record